AUGAUAUAUCCAGAUCUAAGGCUCAAGUUUGCUUGUGAGACUUGGUGGUCAGCAAUGUCUACUACUAAUUUUCCUGGUUAUAAUCUGUUUAGAAAAGAUCGUCAAUUUAGUCGUGGUGGUGGUGUAUUAUGGUGUUUGAUUGAAAUUGGCAAAGAGCAAAUUUUAUGUGGUUGUAUGUAUCGGACAGGUCUUAGUAAUAGUGAAAAGUGUAUUGACAUUAUAAAAUCAUUAAAACAAGCAUAUGUACUCAAACAAAAUAACAAAUGCUCCAGUAUUUUAAUAUGUGGUGACUUUAACUAUGCAAACAUCAAGUGGAACGAUGAAAGUUUUAGUGAAAUUAUAAAUGACAGUGACACAACAGCAAGUAUGUUUAUUGAGUCAUUACAUGACUGUUACCUGCACCAAAAUGUUAUCAGUCCUAGUUUUCAAGUAAAGUUUGGUAUUGAUACUAACAUUUUAGACCUCAUUUUAACUGAUAAUAGCAACAGAGUUUAUUUUCUUGAACAUUUUCCACCGUUAGGUGGUAUCGAUCAUGGUCAUCAUAUUUUGAAAUUUCGAUUUGGACUAAGUGUUAAUGAAUGUUACGAAAAAUGGCUUAGAAAAUAUGAAAUAAGAUGUGAAAAAUAUAUCCCAACGCUAAAUUUUGAUAAAAACUCUUUUCAACUAAAAAAUAACUCACUAUGGAUGACAAGUGAACUUAAAAGCAUGUGUAAAGAAAAGAAAAAAUGUUGGUUUAGAAACAGAAAUUCAGAUAUAAAAAAACUUGUCAAGAAAAGUAUUCGCAAUUUUGAAAAAAACUUGGCACCUUAUUCAAAAAACAAUCCUAAAAGUGUCUAUGCUUAUAUAAACAACAAAACAAGAAUUAAAGACUCGAUCAAAGCCAUAAAGCUACAUAAUGGUAUUAUAACUACUGAUAAUCAAGAGAUAGUAAACACUCUUAAUGAAUUCUUUGCUUCUGUGUUUAUACAAGAUGACUCAUCAGAAGAAGUUUUAGACAACAAUCUUUUAACAAAAUGUUCUGAUCCAGAUUUUAGUAUUUCUAUUAUUCCGAAACAUUUGAGUAAUUUAAACAUGUACAAAUCAGUAGGUCCAGAUAAUGUUCACCCAAAAGUUCUAAAGGAAUGUUCAGAAUUUUUGUCAAGUUCUUUAGCAAUAAUAUUUGUUAAAUCGUUUAUUACAGGAUCUAUUCCAAAGUUAUGGUCAUGUGCAAACGUUGUUCCGUUAUUCAAAAAAGGAAAUAAACUAGAUCCAACAAAUUAUAGACCGGUUUCAUUAACAUCAAUUGUUGGUAAAGUCAUGGAGAGAAUUAUUAAAGAUCAUAUGAUGGUGUUCCUCAUUGAAAACAAUUAA
This is a messenger RNA of Hydra vulgaris (swiftwater hydra), 1350 nucleotides long. Lineage: Eukaryota; Metazoa; Cnidaria; Hydrozoa; Anthoathecata; Hydridae. The record is from RefSeq and is a predicted model, not a curated record.